AUGUCUCCCACUCACUCCAUCGACAGUUCCAUCCUCGGAACAGUUGGGCCGAGUACCCUUCCUCCCACUCCCGGUGCCUCUCAAGACCCAGAUCAUAUUGCUUUCCACCCCAUCCAUCCACCUCGCGCCCACUUUCAACGCGAGAGCCUGUCAUCAAGGACUCCUCCUCGCUCAAGACCAGCUUCCCUCCACACCACCGGCUCAUCGUCAGGUAACGGCUACGACGAUGAGUUCCGCUACCGCACAAUGGUCAGCUACUUGGCCAACAGAGUAUCUGCCAACGGAUGGAUGCCGCAGCCAGCCAUCAAGGACCCAUCGCAAGGCCUUGGUGUUCUACUAAGACAGUCCCGCGGCAACUACGUUUGCUGCCCAGAGAGCAUCUACGAUGAGCUGCUCUUCGCAGUGCAACGCCUCAACGUCGGGGUUGCCGUUACCAUGAAGCCAGAGAUGCUGUCAGGCAUCAUCGCCAGCCUAUACCCAGGCCAACAGGAACUCCGCCUGAAAGGAGGGUCCCAGCUCCAGAUCCUUGACUCCCUCGCCGCAGUCACUUCCUCUGGCGUCAAGAAGUUCCAGUACGGUGCCAUUCUCCGGCAUGAGGGGGUACUCCUCGUCUGGCAGGACGAGAUCCAGCACAUCCUGGCCCACGCCCAGAGGAUGGAAGACAAGCUCUUGACCUACGUCUGGGGCCGCAACUCGGGGAUGCACACUCCGAUAUCCUCGCCCUUUGCCGGUGCAAGUCCCUUCCAGUCGCCAUCGGAUUCGGUGUCGAACUUCUCAAUGUUCCCCGAGAAGGGGGCUGCCGGCGUUCAAGUCCAGGAGCAGGGAGAGGAUGGUGAUGACGAAGAGAAGGAGUCACAGGAACGGCCAGAGUCUGUCAACCGGCCUUUCAUGUUACACAGUGCCUUCUUUGUCGGCAUGGGAGUGUGUCUCGCAAUCGUCCUCGUCUACGGCUUCUCCAUCGGCGAGCUGGUCUCUGAGAGCAUGAUGGACGGCCAAUAUAUCAGGCUCGCGCUGAUCGCCGCCUGCCCAUUCCUGAUGUUCGCCGGGCUGUUCUUCUUCCAGGUCAUCUUUGGCGACAUCUGGCAGAUGAUCGGUCCCCUCAAUGGCCUCAAGACGAACUCGCGGCACUACUCCUGCAUCAAGCCGUCCAUGAAGACCGCCUACUCCCUCGGGUUCAGCCCACCCCACAUCACGAUCCAGAUGCCCGUCUACAAGGAGGGCAUGGAGAGCGUCAUCAUACCCACCGUCAAGUCCCUGCAGGCCGCCAUCUCGUUCUACGAGUCCCGCGGCGGCACGGCCUCGAUCUUCAUCAACGACGACGGCAUGCGCGCCGGCAUGUCGGACGAGGAGGCCCAGGCGCGGCGCGAGUUCUACCACGACAACAACAUCGGCUGGGUCGCGAGGCCCAAGCACGGCGAGGACGGCUUCGAGCGGAGGGGCAAGUUCAAGAAGGCCUCCAACAUGAACUUUGCCCUGAACCUGUCGCAGAAGGUCGAGGGGUACCUCCAGGCCGCCGUCGACGCCCGGUGUGCGCUGCAGCCGGGGCACCGCGACUCGGACCCCGCGAUGCUGGAGGAGCAGGAGCUGGAUAACCUCUACCACGAGUCCCUCGGCCGUGCGCUCAGGGAGAAUCCCAAGGCCAUGGCGGAGGGGGACAUCCGCAUUGGCGAGUUUAUCUUGAUCGUCGACUCUGAUACGCGUGUGCCUGUUGAUUGCCUGCUCUACGGCGCGGCCGAGAUGUUCCUCUCGCCCGAGGUCGCCAUCGUACAGCACUCGACUGGCGUGAUGCAGGUCGCCUGGGACUACUUCGAGAACGGGAUCACCUUCUUCACCAACAUGGUGUACACCGCUAUCCGGUUCUCCAUCGGGUCUGGUGAGGUCGCCCCCUUUGUGGGCCACAAUGCCUUCCUGCGCUGGGCGGCGGUGCAGGACGUCGGCGUCGUCGAGGAGAACGGGGACCUCAACUACUGGUCCGAGAGCCACGUGUCUGAGGAUUUCGACAUCGCCCUCCGGAUGCAGAUCAAGGGGAGCACCGUUCGCAUUGCUAGUUACCAUGGCGAUGGCUUCAAGGAAGGCGUGUCCUUGACCAUCUACGACGAGAUUGCCCGUUGGCAAAAGUACGCCUAUGGUUGCAGCGAGAUGGUGUUCAACCCACUGUACAAGUGGCCGACGAAGGGCCCCUUCACGAAGCUUAUCCGGACAUUCCUCGGCUCGCGGAUGAUGCUGUCAUCCAAGAUCAGCGUGUUUGCCUACAUCUGCUCCUACUUCGCCAUCGGUGUCGGCCUGCCAAUGACAGUCCUCAACUACUUCCUGGUCGGCUGGUUCGAUGACAGCUUGGACCACUUCUACCUGCCCUCGUGGAAAGUCUUCGUCUCGCUCCUGGUCGUCUUUAACCUUGCUGGAGGAAUCUCGCUCGCCGUCAUCCGUUACCGGACCGGCGAGCGGUCACUCCUUGGGUCUAUCAUUGAGAACUUCAAAUGGACCCCGAUGAUGGCAAUCUUCUUCGGUGGCCUGUCCUUCCACGUCAGCUGUGCCCUGCUUGCCCAUCUGCUACACAUCAACAUGCAAUGGGGUGCGACGUCCAAAGAGAAGGAGAACUCGAACUUCUUCCAAGAGGUGCCGAAGAUUCUAAAGUCCUUCAAGUACCUGUACGUCUUCGUACUCCUCUUCACAGGUGGAAUGAUCUACUUGUCACUCUUCGCUCCUCGAGGCUGGGAAAUCGUCGACUUCACAGCAAUUGUUCCCAUGGCCGUCGUACUAGGGAGCCACGCCCUCACUCCUAUAGUAUUGAACCCAUCUCUCAUGAUCUUCAAUUACUAG
Messenger RNA from Diaporthe citri, 2820 nucleotides. RefSeq lists its product as uncharacterized. Bases 1 to 2820 code for a protein of 939 amino acids. The record is from RefSeq and is a predicted model, not a curated record. Lineage: Eukaryota; Fungi; Ascomycota; Sordariomycetes; Diaporthales; Diaporthaceae. The transcript has 5 exons.